GUCAAAAGUAUCAAAAAUGGCGGCGGAUGGUGACGAAGUGAUUAGUGAUCAGGAAAAAGUUAGAAUUGUAUCAGAUUUCAUUCUACAUUCUCCACCUGGUGAAUUUAACGAAGUGUUCAAUGAUGUAAGAGUCCUUUUAAACAAUGACAGUCUUCUCAAGGAAGGAGCGAGUGGAGCAUUCGCGCAGUACAACAAGGACCAGCUCACGCCCGUGCGCCUCGAAGGAUCGGAACUACACACCUUAAUAACUGAGCAUAACGAGCUCGGUGGCGGCAGAUUCUUUGAUCCUCGCUCCAAAAGAUCGUUCAAGUAUGACCACUUACGUAAGGAAGCCUCCGAGUACGAACCGUAUGAACCUGACAAAGUGGCGGAGCCCUGGCGGGCGGCCCUCGAUGAAGAGCUCACAGCGUACGUGGCCGCUCAUUAUAAACACGUUGCCAGCUUAGUAGUCGGCCGUGCUUUAGAGUCUGGUGCUGUUUCCCUUAUCGCAUGUAUCGAAGAUCACCAGUUCCAGCCUAAAAAUUAUUGGAACGGAAGAUGGCGCUCUGUAUGGACGCUGACCGUCGGUGCUGGCCCUGCGGAGCUGCGUGGCAUGCUGCGUGUACAGGUACAUUACUAUGAAGAUGGAAAUGUUCAACUCGUAAGCUCUAAAGAAGUUCGUUUGCCAUUAGUUGCGACAGGAGAGGCUGCAACAGCCAAAGAAUUCGUAAGGCUAGUCUGUGAUGCAGAAAACGCCUACCAAACAGCAAUAUCUGAUAACUAUAAGACUAUGAGUGACACAACAUUUAAGGCGCUAAGACGACAGCUACCAGUUACUCGUAGCAAGAUCGACUGGGCACGCCUUGUUUCUUACACAAUUGGAAAGGAGCUUAAAAGCCAAUGAUGUCCUGCCGCUGCGCUCUGAGCCGCAGCGGCCGCUCCACGCCUCUGUACAUACUUGCAUAAGAGUAAAUCAUGUUCAAAUGUUUAUGGGCACUGGGGCUUUCUGCUCCCUAGUGUGUAUUAUCUAUGAGUAUAUAGAAGAAGCGCUAUUGUAAUGUUAAAUUUGAUUGCAUUUUGUUACUCUCAGUAUAAAGAAAUUAUUAAAUGGUGACAAUGGCUGAUACAAUUGGACAGUUUCAUCUCUUACUGGAAGAGACAUACAUUUAAUGUGUCCAUUUCUGAUGGUAGUGUUGCAGAUCUAAAGUAAUGUUGUACUUAGGUGUGGACCUGCUCUAGAGCAGUUUACAUGUUCUCUAGAUAAUCCCUAUGACUGAAACGUCAAAUUGGUAUUACAGUUUUAUUUAUUUGCUUUCCGAUUGAGGUUUGUUAAGUAAGCAAUACAUUGACCUUUUAUGUUUUGAUUUUUCUUUUUUGUAAUUACGUCAAUUACUGAUAAAU
Chilo suppressalis (striped riceborer) is the source of this 1380-nucleotide messenger RNA. The record is from the annotation of a GenBank genome assembly. Lineage: Eukaryota; Metazoa; Arthropoda; Insecta; Lepidoptera; Crambidae.